Phaeodactylum tricornutum CCAP 1055/1 is the source of this 2242-nucleotide messenger RNA. RefSeq lists its product with no specific name. Gene Ontology annotation, biological process: gamma-aminobutyric acid signaling pathway; G protein-coupled receptor signaling pathway. The coding region runs from base 1 to 2226 and encodes 741 amino acids. NCBI's taxonomy places the organism in Eukaryota, Bacillariophyta, Bacillariophyceae, Surirellales, Neidiaceae. Gene Ontology annotation, cellular component: G protein-coupled receptor heterodimeric complex; membrane. The record is from RefSeq and is a predicted model, not a curated record. The transcript has a single exon. Gene Ontology annotation, molecular function: G protein-coupled GABA receptor activity.
AUGGGAACGGAGCAGAUCUGUUGGAGUACGCCUGCCGACGCUGACGAUAAUCGAGAUGCUAUACCGUUUCCCAAUCCGCUGAUCGAAACCUUUCGCAUGCCAGCGAAUUCUGAGGUGACCUUGUUGCGGUCGUGUCCAGAAGGAAACGUUUUGUCGGCGACAGCGCCGGAUGAAUAUAGUAUCUACAAGGAAGUGCUACGAACAGGAAGAUGGUACGACUAUCACUUAGAGGCCACUUUAGAUCUUAGAACGUUGCAGGGGGACGAGUUUAUAUCGGAUCAAGGGAAUUUCGUUGCUGUUCAAGUGUUGGUUUGCCUGCUAAGUUCAUCGGGGUUUUGUUCGCCUUUUGUACAUGAGCAGGCGAACGAGCGACUGGAAGCUCUAGAUGUUGUUGAAGAACUUAAAACUGGCGAUGAACAUGGAGGCACACACGUCCACAGUCCUUAUGUAUUGGUCGAAGUGCCCCGGGAUGCAGGACCCGUGUACAAGAUUUCGUUGAAAGUACCGUUGCAGGUUAAUGACCCUGGAAGUUUCUUUGCAAUAGGUGCAGUCCAGAUGUACUCAAUGGGAGACGAUGGCUCUCUGAAUCGAUUCGAUAUGGCCAACGCCUUGAGUGACUACCGUUUGUUGGCUUAUCAAGACCCCCCGGUAUUAGUGAAUGUUCCCAGUGCAGUUCUCUCAUUUUCCUACGUCGCUAUUAGUAUUGCUUCGCUGGCUAUUUUGUAUCUUUUAGUCGAAACGAUUCGACACCGAAAUAAUCAAGUUUUGCAGUUGUCUCAGGCACCUUUCUUGAUUGUCUUUUUGGGCGCUGCUCUGGUUACUACAGUGGCGACAUUUCUUUUGGAGCCGAGAAACGAUCUGUUUUGUCGGGCAUCAACUCCAAUCAUUCUGAUCGGGGUCCAAUUAAUUUUUGCAAUCGCGAUAGGCAGACUUUGGCGGAUUCAUGCUGUGAUCAGCCCGUUACUAUUGUCUACUUUGAGAGGACGGUCACACCCCCAUCAAAUGGAAGGCUCGAGAGUAAACGGCUUCACGAGAAAGGUCUUAACUUGUUUUACUCACUGUGUCUCAUGUUUUGGUGGUAGAACGGCUCCCAAGUCUCUGCGUAAGAAAGUCAGCUCACUGCAACUCUCGCUUGUUGUAUGCGCAUUUGUCCUCCCGCAAAUUAUUUUGCAAAUGCUAUCUGUUACUCUACAGCCGAUGGAAAAAGUGUACGAGUUCAAUGCGGAACGUAGCAACGGACGAGCGGUUUGUCAAAUCGGAGUCGAUGUGGCACAGUCUUUCGCUCGAUAUGGAUUUCUACUCUUUGUAUUUAUGCUCUUCGUGUUGCUGGCAAUGGCCUAUUCAACAAGAAACCUCCCUAGCCUUCUCAAUGAAACGCACGUUAUCUUUGAUUCAGUAGUCACCACCAUCAUCUUGAUCGUCCUUGGUGUUUCUAUUGUUUUUGUAUCGGAUGAUGUGUCGACCUCUCCUGCGGUACCUUACUUGGUUUGGGUGACUGUUACAAUUUCCCUAAUGCUGAACUCAUCGAUUCGAACCAUGCUGCCCAAAUUACGUAUGAUAUGGAGUGGCGAGGUGGUACUUGUCUCAAGGCUUGUAUCGGAUCAAGGGGAUCACAGCUCAGAUGGACAUGAAAACGUGACUGGACUGUAUCCGCCACCAACAGACAGCAGGAAUGAAUCGUACUCUUCAAAUCAGUAUCCAAGCACGCACAAAUCUCGCAGUGAAGAAGUCAUCGAAGAUCUAGUGCAGUUCGAGAAGGAAUCUACUCAAUUCGACAACGCAUCGCCGACACUAGUUUCUCAGUGUGGCCCAGCCAAGCCGUCGUUGCCGGAUGAAUAUAUUGUUGGCACAAAAUGCGAUGUUGCUACGCCAGAUGAGCCAAUUGCGCAAGAUAGGAAAGACUGUGACCAAUUUGCGAAACGAAGGCAAUCAGAUGUGAUCGUGAUCAACCACAACGAAGCACCGGCAAGACGGCUAGUCUUGAAAAUGCUAGAUUGCCAAAAGCAAUUGGCGAGAAUAAAUGAGCGAAUCAUGUGUGGUCUUACAGUGAGCGAAGAGGAUUGGUUGCUCACUAGAAGACUUUCACAUAGACUGGCCUCCACUCUUAGUGAUGAGGUCAAGUUUUCGUGGGAAGACGAAAUGGUUCUUUUGUCGGCUACUGGACAACCAGAUGGCGGUAGAGAAGAGUCGGGAAACGAAUUAUCCAGGAUGAACAACGUAAUAUAGAGAACUUUGUGUAUUG